GUUUAUGCGAUGUGGCAGACGAAAAUCCGACGAUCCCAGUAAAACGCCGCCGGGGGACGGCGGAAAUGGAAGGGAAAUACAUCAUCAACAUGCCCAAGGGCACAACGCCGAGGACAAAGAAAAUCCUGGAGCAGCAAGCAGCCAAAGGUCUGCAGAGGACGUCCGUCUCCGCCCGGCGGGGAGCCGAGGCGAAAGCAGACACGACCGCAGGAGGGAAGCCCACGGGGGUCUUCAGCAGACUGGGUGACGCCUUGGGGACCGAUGGGGACAAAGCCACCGAGAGCGACGACGACUGCUCUGUCCUCCAGUACGCCGGCGUCCUCAAAAAACUCGCCAAACCUCCCCGUAAGGAAGGCGCUGAGCCGGGAGGGACCAUCAAGGCGAAAGCCACCAGUUCGGAAGCCAAACUGAGGAAUCCCGCCGCUAUCCGUGUGAAACCGCAACCGGCAGCAUCCAAAAUGGGCGCCAUCGGUAUUGCGGCGGUGCCGGUGGAAGCCCGGGACGGUGACGUCACCAGCACGAAGGAUAAAAACGAACCGGAAUUUCGGGUGACGAUCAAAAGGACCUGGGGGUGCGGGAAGGUGAGCAGCACCAGCGAGACCCCCGGUGCUCAGAUGGACAGCGCCGGCACCGUCAGCGUCUUCAAACGGCUGGGGAAGAAACCGGAUUGA
Fulmarus glacialis (Northern fulmar) is the source of this 671-nucleotide messenger RNA. Its product is annotated as chromosome unknown open reading frame, human C19orf47. Gene Ontology annotation, cellular component: nucleus. NCBI's taxonomy places the organism in Eukaryota, Metazoa, Chordata, Aves, Procellariiformes, Procellariidae. The transcript has 4 exons. The annotation marks the transcript as partial. The record is from RefSeq and is a predicted model, not a curated record.